UUAAAAGUAUAUAGAUAUAUAUACAUAUAGUAGGUCCCAUAUGUAUAAGUUCAUAUAUAUAUAUAUAGACACAUGCACUUCCCCUUCUCUUCAUGCUUUAAGUUUUUCCAACUUGAUCUUGAAUUUGAAGAUCUGCAAAGAGUACUACUUGUAUUCAAAAAGAGACCCUUCAGCCUUAAUCCUUAGUACCCACAUAUAUAUACACACACACACACAUACACAAACACGUAUGAAUAUAUUGUUCUCUUCUUUGAGAAUUCUAUAUCUGUCACCUGCUUGAUCUUCUCUCUUGCUCAAGCUUACCUCUUGAUCAUCAUCUUAAACUUGUUUCUCCAAAUGAAGCUUUCUCUAUUCAUCUUGGUCUCUCUCCUGCUUUUUUCUUCUCUCUUUUCUCAGAUUCAAGGAAUUCGCCUGGAAGAAGGAUUGAAAUCAGCUUAUCGACACCAUGUUGCUAAUAUCCAUGAGGAAGAAAGUAGAUUGAAGAAAAUAGAAGGAAUUGGAUGCAGAGAAGAAAAGUGUGAAGGAAACAAUAGAAAACUCUCCUCUACUUCUGCAACAAAUCUCAAGAACGCAAGUAAUAAUCCAACAAUACAGAAGGGCUUAUCAGAAAACACCGAAGUAAAGGUUAAUGAAGAUCGUCAAGAAGAUUUUCCGAUGAAUUCUCCGGCACCGCCAAGCAGCUCCAAACACCAAGAGGAGGGUUAUACAGAUGUUAUGGGGAUUACUGAAAUGGAUUAUUCUCCGGCAAGAAGAAAACCUCCAAUCCAUAAUUAAUUAUAUAAUUUAAUAUCAUUAUGGGAUCCUCAAAAGGAGAAUUAUACCUAUUAAAAUGAAAAAGAGAGAGAGAGUUACCCAAGAGAAACAAAAAGAGACUGAGAAGUAAGACAGCA
Carica papaya (papaya) is the source of this 890-nucleotide messenger RNA. RefSeq lists its product as uncharacterized. Lineage: Eukaryota; Viridiplantae; Streptophyta; Magnoliopsida; Brassicales; Caricaceae. The record is from RefSeq and is a predicted model, not a curated record.